This is a messenger RNA of Thelazia callipaeda (thelaziosis nematode), 240 nucleotides long. The record is from the annotation of a GenBank genome assembly. Lineage: Eukaryota; Metazoa; Nematoda; Chromadorea; Rhabditida; Thelaziidae.
CUGAUCAGUAUUGGAAAUCUGCCGUAUAGUGCAAGGGAAGAAGAUGUCGCCAAUUUUUUCUGGCAGGUUGGGCCUGUUACCAAUGUGCGAAUUGUUCUAGAUCGCGAUACUGGUCGUCCUCGUGGUUUUGGGUUCUGUGAAUUCGAGACAGAAGCGGCUGCUGAACAGGCUGUCGGAAGUAUGAAUCAUGCGGAAUUUAUGGGACGUCAGCUCCGUGUUGACCGUGCUAUAUCUCGAUGA